This is a messenger RNA of Knipowitschia caucasica, 2046 nucleotides long. Lineage: Eukaryota; Metazoa; Chordata; Actinopteri; Gobiiformes; Gobiidae. The record is from the annotation of a GenBank genome assembly.
AUGAAAUCUGGUGGAGGGGUGCUCAUCGCGGGACAGGCCUGGUCGUGGGCAGAGGGACGUCCCAAAGAUUACCCACUGCUGCAUUUCCCCGGGAAUAAAGUGGCUGGAGUGGCAGGAGUCUACUUCUCUAAACAUAGAGGAGACGCUGAGUGCAUCCCAGUCCACCCCACAAUCCCUGCGUCCUGGAUGUCUGUCGUAAUUGGAAAGGAUUUUGAGGAUGACCUGGAAUUCUUACUUCACGGCGUCUCUGAGUUUGACCUGAUGAAUGGAGUGGUGGCUUCUGAGAUCCUGAUCCACGGAGCGCUGGCCUUCCCCAUCGGGACCACGCCAGACGGACGCGCCUUCUUGGCCGGAGCCUACUACGGACAGGGCAGAGUGGUGGUGAUCUCACACGAAGGACUGAUGAAAAGAGAGACUCUUGCUCCCUUCUUCACCAAUGCCCUGCACUGGUUGGACGAGGGCAGACAGGGUGUGGUUGGAGUGGUUCCUGACCUGCACCAGGCCUUCAAUGUGUUCAAGACGUUCGACCUAAAGUGUGAAAAGACCAAGUUUCGAGAGGAUCUGAGUGUGUACGUGUGCACGGCCUAUAAGGAAGACCAGGUGGAGGAGAUCCAGGAGUUUGUGGCUGAGGGAGGAGGCUUGUUGAUCGGAGGACACGCCUGGCACUGGGCACAAUGCCACAAAGACAAAAAAAGCAUGACGGACUUUGCAGGAAACAAGAUCUUGAACAAAAUGGGCAUGACUCUGUUAGAGACGUACAUUACGGACGGGGCCUACAAGCCUCCGGUUCCGAGCCAGGCCAUCAGUGACACUUACCAUUUUAGACAUGUCCUGCACAAGUUUGCUGGCCACGUGACCCAAGGAGAAGAGCUCGCCGCACAUGAAGAAGAGUGGCUGAAAAAACUGAGUGGGGACUGCACCAAGUAUCUGAACCUGGACGCCGGCAACAACAACUUCAACCAGAUCAUGAGCACUUUCACAGAGAUCAUCAAGAAGGCGGGCUUGCCAAAGGUAUGUGAGAGCUGCCCCGUGAAAACUGCAAGAGACAAGUUCCUGUUGAAUAUCGGGACAGAACUGUACAAGAAACAUCAAAACCCGGAAGAACUUCUGCCGUUCCUCAUCAAAGACAAUCCCCUGCUGCCCGUCAUUUACAACCACAAAAUCAGCGUAGACACAGAUACAAGAGCUGCUUCUGAACAGAGGAGUGGAGAGGAGUGGGUGAGCACCGGUCUGUAUUUGGCUCCUGGGAUGAAGACCUACUUGUCCGUACCAGCAAAUGUUAUCGACAAGGGCUUGAAGGUGCAGGUUGGAUGCCAAAUUGAUUCACUCAAGAAUGCUAAAGAGUUGAAGAGAGCUCCGUGUGUCUGUGAGAGGUUCCCGGUCACUUCAGAGAUGCUGCUGGUGCACAACCUGUGGGGAGGCCUCAUUUACUUCAUCGUUCCUCCAAAAACUAAAGUGGCGUUCACAGCCGUUGCUCAAAUGGCCGUUCCUGCUCCGUAUUACAAAUCAGGGGAAACCUCUCUGUCUGAUUGGUCACUUCUGGCGAAGGCCCCAUCUCCCUGGGCAGAGCUGGAGUUUGAGAACAUCAUUCUGACGGUGCCCUCAGAGGUGAUCCGGAAUCUGGAGCGUCCUGAUGAGCUGGCCGAGCUCUGGGACAAGAUGUUGAGGGCCGUUGCAGAUUUGGCUGCAAUCCCACCCAAGUUUAAACGAAAAGAGAGAUUUGUCUGUGAAGUGCAGAUCUCGCAUGGCUGGAUGCAUGCAGGUUACCCCAUCAUGGCACACAAAGCCUCCGCUCAACAGAUGCUGAAGGAAAAAUUUGGCUGGGAUGCUCAUAAGAAGGUUUUCGCCGCUUACCACAACAUGAGUGGCUUUCCCAAAAACAGAGAUGGGAAGAUGAACCUUUACGCUGUGACCUUCUCCGAGAUUGUGGGGAUGGACUUGAGCGGGUUUUUCAAAGCCUGGGGGUGGCCUAUAGAGGGCGACACUGAGAAGAAACUUUCCUACCUGCCUGCCUGGACCGACCACCCUAUGGCCCAAUACAACUGA